AUGUCUACCCCACCAAGGCACAGCAGCGGGAUCAAAGUAAUUAUCGUCGGUGCUGGCUUCGGUGGCUUGACCGCAGCAAUCGAGUGUCACCGGCAAGGUCACGAUGUCGUGAUUUACGAAUCGUUCCCGGAACUGAAGCAACUCGGAGACAUCAUCUCCUUUGGACCAAAUGCCGGUCGGAUCUUUCAUCGGUGGUCCAAUGGCGAUGUCGUUUCAAGGCUGCGUCCCUUGAGCAUAAACCUUGAAAGCUACGGCUUUAGGAUCCACAAGUGGGAUACUGGAGAAGUAGUCUUGACUCAGAGAAGACCACCUCCCGAUCCCGAGGCGCCGGUUCUGAAUGGCCACAGAGGCGAGCUUCAUGAGGUGGUUUUCAAUUACGCGCGAGACGAGUUGAAGAUCCCCAUUCAUCUGGGAGAGCCGGUUGUUGAUUACUUUGAAAGCCAAGGCGGCGCUGGUAUUCAACUUCAGGACGGCAGGAAGAUCGAUGCCGAUGUAGUGAUUGCAGCCGACGGUGUUCGGUCUAAAGCGAGGGAGCUUGUCCUAAAACACAAGGAAAAGCCAGUUAGCAGUGGCUACGCCGUAUGGCGGGCGUGGCAAGCCAUAGUCUCGUUGGAGCAAGUGAUCAAGUUCUCUGCCGACGCCCUGCUCGCAGACCCUAGAACAAGGGAGUUCUGCGAGAAUGGCGACACAUUCAACGGUUGGAUCGGACCGGACGCCCACUUCCUGUUCUCGACUAUCAAAGGCGGCAAAGACGCCUCUUGGGUGCUGACACACAAAGACGAGUACGAUAUUGACGAGUCGUGGUCGCUCCCUGGGAAGCUGGAGGAUGUGUUCAAAGCGCUGGAAGGUUGGGACCCGCUUUGCAAGGUGAUUGUAGAGAAGACCCCGUCACUGGUUGACUGGAAGCUGGUCUACCGGGAUGCCUUGCCGAACUGGGUCAGUAGCGACGGCAGAAUUGCACUACUCGGAGAUGCGGUGCAUCCAUUUCUUCCAACGAGUGUCCAAGGAGCUACGCAAGCAAUGGAGGACGGUGUAACGAUCGCCAUCUGCUUGAGACGCGCUGGCAAAGACAAGAUUUCAACAGCUCUCAAGACGUACCAAGAGAUGCGGUAUGAGCGUGUGAAAGCGGUGCAGCAAACCGGACUGUCAACCCGCGAUCUUUGGCACAAGACGGAUUGGAACAAGGUCAAGGAGAACCCGCAGAGUAUUGCACUGCCGAGGGAAGACUGGAUUCUUGAGUUCGAUGCAGAGAAGCACGCAGAAGAGGCAUUCGAAAGUCUGUUGAAGCCUGGUCUCUAUAUUCCCUCAAGAUGA
This is a messenger RNA of Colletotrichum chrysophilum, 1314 nucleotides long. RefSeq lists its product as uncharacterized. Bases 1 to 1314 code for a protein of 437 amino acids. NCBI's taxonomy places the organism in Eukaryota, Fungi, Ascomycota, Sordariomycetes, Glomerellales, Glomerellaceae. The record is from RefSeq and is a predicted model, not a curated record. The transcript is spliced from 4 exons. Gene Ontology annotation, biological process: secondary metabolite biosynthetic process. Gene Ontology annotation, molecular function: FAD binding; monooxygenase activity.